Messenger RNA from Rana temporaria (common frog), 2385 nucleotides. It is a transcript of the gene RXFP4, whose product is annotated as relaxin family peptide/INSL5 receptor 4. Gene Ontology annotation, cellular component: membrane. The transcript has a single exon. The record is from RefSeq and is a predicted model, not a curated record. The coding region runs from base 949 to 2139 and encodes 396 amino acids. Lineage: Eukaryota; Metazoa; Chordata; Amphibia; Anura; Ranidae. Gene Ontology annotation, molecular function: G protein-coupled receptor activity. Gene Ontology annotation, biological process: immune response; G protein-coupled receptor signaling pathway.
ACUGGUGUUUGCUCUUCUACGAUAUAUAAAUGUGGAGUUGUCAUAUCUGGCCAUAUGAAGAGCUUGGUGGAAGUCCAGCCUACGAGAGAGCGAGGAGCCCCCCCACCACUUGUUGAUAUACUCGGCGGGAGGAGUGCACUGGGACUGUCACACUGAGCGAUCGCUCAGCUCUGGAAACCAGUCCAGUAUAGUGUCAUUCCAAGAACAGGGUGAGGCUGACAGGGACGAGUCUCUCCGAGACGAGAGCACGCUGAAUCGAGAUCCUGAUCCAGAUUAGCCUUCAGAGGGUCCUGGAACCUGGGACUGGAAAAUCACUUAAACCCAUUGGGCUCAUGGAACCUCUACAUGUGGUGGACACCCAAUGGACCAUCUGGAGAUGACCCUCAACUGAGAUCGGGGAAGAGCCCAGUCCUCCUGAAAAGUUGCCGUGUUGGAACCUUUAGAUCUGGUGGACACCCAAUGGACCAUCUGGAGGUGACCCUCAACUGAGAUCGGGGAAGAGCCCAGUCCUCCUGAAAAGUUGCCGUGUUGGAACCUAUAGAUCUGGUGGACACCCAAUGGACCAUCUAGAGAUGACCCUCAACUGAGAUCGGGGAAGAGCACAGUCUUCAUGAAAAGUUGCCGUGGUGGAGAUGUAGUGGACACCCAAUGGACCAUCUAGAGAUGACCCUCAACUGAGCUCGGGGAAGAGCACAGUCUUCAUGAAAAGUUGCCGUGGUGGAGAUGUAGUGGACACCCAAUGGACCAUCUAGAGAUGACCAUCAACUGAGAUCAGGGAAGAGCACAGUCCUCCUGGAAAGUUGCCGUGUUGGAACCUCUACAUCUGGUGGACACCCAAUGGACCAUCUGGGGAAGAUGACCCUCAACUGAGAUCAGGGAUAAACACAGUCCGGAAAUAAGUUGCCAAUAUUUCCAGACUUGAGUGCAUUUCAUAAACACCUGCCAGAGAUGGAUCUCAACUCUUCGGCAGCUUGGAACACCACGCAAUACGAUGCCGCAGACAGCCUGGACUACGACGCCGCCAUCCCUACCUAUGGACUGGCGAGUUUCCAAAUCCUUAUUGCCGUCAUCUAUUCCUUGGUCUGCACGGUGGGGCUCCUGGGCAACUUCUUCGUCAUGUACCUGAUCAGGAUAAAGAGAGCCCCUGGCCUCACCGCCAUCGAUAUUUUCGUCUUCUGUCUGGCGCUAAGCGAUUUCCAGUUUGCCUUCACCUUGCCCUUCUGGGCUGUGGACGCCAUCAUGGAUUUCAGCUGGCUGUUUGGACACCCCAUGUGCAAAAUUGUCCUCACCAUGACCGUGCUGAGUGUAUACUACAAUGUGUUCCUCCUGACUGCCAUGGCCGCGACGAGGUACUGGUUGGUGGCUUCGGCACUGAGCCUCAAGUGUACCGUGUCCACCGCGGUAGCCAAAUGGAUCAGCUUCGCUCUGUGGCUUUUAGCCCUUGUGGCCACCAUACCCACCAUUAUAUUUGCCAGCACAAAAGAGGUCUUGGGGGAUCAACUCUGCCUGUUGAAGUUCCCAGAAAAAAAGUGGUUGGCCAUCUACCACAUCCAAAGGAUUACCAUCGCGUUUUUCAUACCUCUUGUUGUCAUAUCGACGUCCUACAUCAUGCUGCUGAACUUUUUGAGGCAACACCGGGUGAACGCCAACAACCGGCACCGACAGAGCAAGAUCACCAACUCCGUCCAGAUGGUUAUUAUAGUCUUCUUUGUCUGCUGGUUCCCCAACCACGCCGGCGUUUUAUGGGGCAUUCUCAUGAAGUUUGAGGUGGUCCAAUGGAGCGACGCCUACUAUUACUUCCAUACCUACGUCUACCCCAUUACGGUGUGCCUCGCCCACAGCAACAGCUGCCUGAACCCCGUCAUCUACUGCCUAAUGAGGAAGGAAUUCCGCAAGUCCCUGAUGGCGGUGUUUAGGCAAAUCAAGGGCAUGGUCGUUGGCUUUUUGCCGUCGGCCAAUCGGGCUUACGUGGAUCAGGAGACGGUGGUGCCUCUUUACCGAAAGUCAAGCUUUCCCCUCACCAAUAGUAAGGAAUAUCACGGACCUUCAAUUUCCACCAUCACAAUCCUUCCUGAAAGUCUACCCAAGGACCAAACCCAACACAACGGGGCGACGUGGAAGGAGACGGCCAUAGACUAGCCCAGAAACGUGAACUGUGAAGGUGGAACCAUGGGGGGAAGUCCCUCAUCGUCCUAUUCGGGCAAUGGAAGAGCGUGGUCAUUGGCUUUAUGCCGUCUACCAAAAGUGUUAUCAUGGACCAGGAGACUGUGGUGCCUCUUCACCGAAAGCCAAGCCUUCCCACACACAACCGGGGGCGUCUUUAAUGCUGAUUGGACCCUGGGCAAAACAUUUCUUGGGUCCCCUCCCCCCCAUGCAAUUUUACUC